Molecule: messenger RNA, 19148 nt
Organism: Linum tenue
Lineage: Eukaryota; Viridiplantae; Streptophyta; Magnoliopsida; Malpighiales; Linaceae
Source: the annotation of a GenBank genome assembly
CUCGUCUCUCCCCCACCGCCUUUCUAACUGAUGAGUGUGUGUCUAACUGGCAGAAGUUUCCAAGCAGCCUAUAAAAAUAAAACCCAAAUCUCCGACGCAAGGAAUUCGUGUUCUGAUCCCAAAAUUCCUCAUCCCUUGCUUUCGCCUGGCCGAUAAUGGAAGACCACUUGACCAAACUCCACCGAUGUCUCUUCGAAUCCAGCUGCUCGUCCUCCGAUUUCCUGCACUCCCUUCGCUCGGACACUUCCAUCGCCAUCGCCCUCCAGCACUUCUACUUGAUUCUCAAGCGGGGUGUCUCCAUCAUCGUCGUCGAAGGAGAAGAGCAUGAUGAUGGCGAGAGUGUCGAGGAUAAGAAGUUAGGGUUCCAGUUAUGGACCGAUUCACAGAUUCAGUCCGUCGUCUCGUUCGGCCUCGCGAUCGUCUCCGCUUCUAGAUCUUUUUCAGUUAACCAAGCGGAGCCAGUACUGAUCGCUGUUGUGCAACAAUUGUUGGAGUUCGCUGUUUGUUACUUGGAGAAAUCAGAAUUCUGCAAUGACGAAUCAAGUAUACAGAUUAAUUUGAUACUACUCAUGGAGUUGGCUUUGGUGAAAGAAAUAGAUAAAGUCCCUGACAGGUCUUGCCCUCUAAGUUGCAUUUUAGAAUUGUUGCCAGUUGUGUCUGGUGGUCGCUGUGAUGUCCAGUUUGAUAGCCAUAUAAAAUGCAUCCUCCAAGGCUCCAGUUGCUUGAGGGCGGAGAAACAGGUGGAUCGACUACUAAUGACACUAGAGACUGAAUAUCUUCAAACUGAGGGGCAAACUUCUGGUUUCAAUGGACCCAUACAUGCUACGAGUAACUUGAUAUUUGCAUCUCAACAUUGGGCUCUAAUUCAUUUGGGUUUUGUUCGGCGUCUUAUUCCUCAUUGCACACAGCUGAUUGAACGGGCAGAUGUGCAUGGUGAGAAGGUGUCAGCUGCCAAAUUUUCUGAGAGGUUGUCUUUCAGUUUGAGGAUUCUAAGGUUACUCAGAAGCAUUGUGAAGGAAAACCCUUAUGUUGAGUAUGAUGCCUACCUAUUGGAGCAAGUUGCUUCAUUGGCUGAUACUCUACCUGGUGUCUUUAGACACAGGUUUGAAUUUGCUGAUAACCAAGGUGCCGCAGAGAGCGACUUUGAGAACCUUGUAUUAUAUCUACUAGAAGAGUUCCUUCAUCUAGUCCAAUCCAUAUUUGGCAACAGCAGCAUUUCUCAAAAUAUACAGGUGUGUAUUGUGGCUUCCAUAUUAGACAACUUGGACUCUUCUAUAUGGAGAAAUGACAAGUCUGCUGUCAGUCCAAAGCCACCUUUAGUAUAUUUUCCUCAAACUGUUGUUCUCAUGUUGAGAAUUGUUCAAGAUGUCAGAAGGGCAAUCAGUCAGGGUCAUAGGUCCAAGGAACUUGACAGAAAUCUCAUUGGAAGCUCUUCCGAUUUCCCAAACAAACCUCCAUCAUGCCAUUUACGCCUGAAGGAAGUUCCUUUGACGAAGAGUUUAACAACUGAGGAGGCAAUGAGAGUUAUAUUUACCUCAUCGGCUCAGUGGCUGGAUAAUCUAAUACAGCUUAUUAUCUUCCUUCAUCUGGAAGGUAUGAACUUCAGACCAAGAGUUGAAAAAUCACAGUCCAGCAGUGUCAAAGCUAAUUGUGCAGUAGAACUGGAAAAUGCAGCAUGCCACGAGGAUGAGGCUCUUUUUGGUAACCUUUUCGCUGAAGGUAGCCGUUCGGUAGGAUCAGUGGAAGUGUAUGAUCAGGCGCCAGUUGCUCUCAGUUCUUUCUCCAACAGUUGCAAUUUGCCAAUGCAAGCAGCCAGUGAGUUGUUGGGUGUUCUGAAAGAUGUUAUCUUCUCUCAAGAAUACCAUACUCUGUAUGAGGAUGGCUGUAAAACGAUAAGAAAGAAUCAUAUAAAUGCCUUGCUCUCUCUCCUUAAUUGCCAGGAGUGUGGUUUAGAAGACAAGUCAUCUGAUGGUUUUGCCUCUGCGCCAGAUGAGGGAAAAACUGGUAAUAUCCAUGAACUAUGCCUUGAGCUUUUUUGCAGUCUUCUCGCUCAGUGCACUAUGUCAGCUUCCCUUGAAGAGAACCUUGUUGAACAAAUUUUAGCUGUUGAAAAUGGAGCAUUUGCUUACAGUGAUCGAACUCUGAUGUUGUUGGCUCAGACAGUGUUUAGUAGAGCUGGUUCUGAUGGUGGCAGAUUGAGAACCAGACUGUAUGGAGUGUUUGUGGACUUUAUUACUGAUAAGGUAAAACUUGUUUGUACAAACUGCCCCGAUUUCAGGAAACUUCUUCAAGCUCUUCCGUCAGUUUUUCACAUGGAAAUUCUCCUAAUAGCAUUCCAUUUGUCAUCUGCGGAAGAGAAGGCCAAGCAUGCUGACUUGAUAUUUUGUUCCCUUCGAGCAAUAGGUGGACCCUCUCAUAGUUUUUCCUGCUCGCAAUUAUCCUGCUGGGGAUUAUUAGUUUCAAGAUUCGUCUUACUACUGCGACAUAUGGUUUUCUACGCAGAUACUUGUCCAUCAUCAUUGCUUCUAGAUUUACGAUCAAAGUUGAGGGAUGUCCCCUUUUGUGAUCCACUUCCUACUGGUGUAAAUGAUGAGUUAUUGUCCUGGGCAUCAAUUGCAGCAAAGAGUGUAUUGGGUGCAUUUGUUGAGGAAGAGUCUACAAUCAGCUGUUUGAUCAAUCAAUUGGUUGAUAUUUCAGCCCUUCCGCCUUCACUUUCUAGGGACAAGUUGGCCAUCACAUCUUUGACCCUGAACUGCGAUGAUCUGUGCGAUACAUUCUCGCUGAUUCUUGGGUACUGGAAAGGUAGAAAGACUAGUUCUGUAGAAGACCUGCUGGUUGAAAGAUACAUCUUCAUGCUGUGUUCGGAUGUACCUAUGAAGAAGAACUCGGAAGACAAUCAACUUCUUCUGUGGAGGGAGCCUGGGGCUAUAGACAUGUCUGAUAUUGGCUUCUUAUUUCACUUCAGCAAUGUUGUUAUGGGCUGCAGUCUUGACAGUGGGAUUGUUGAUGACCUUCAGGCUGCUGUUUUCAGUGCACUACAACACAUUUCUGCCAUGAAUAUACCAGAGGACGUUGAGGAACUAGGUUGGGAUUUCUUGAGGAGCAACAUGUCUCUAUCGUUUAUACUUUCUUUGGUUAAUGUUGGUUUGACCAGACAUGAAAACAAGAGAAAGGACACUGAGGUGGGUUUAUUCUUGGUUAAAGACGCAACUUAUGAUGAUGUACAUUACCUCACAGUUGCUGAGAAGCUGGUUUCAUCCUUGAUUGGCAGAAAUUUGCUUGUAGACUUGUUGUCCUCCUUGUUGAAGAUCUAUCUGAAGGCUCACCAAAAGGCAUUUCUUGCCACCCUUAGUAGUAGCCAAUAUGAUCCUGAGGACUUAUCACCUCUAUUACUCCUGAAACUUUCCAAGUCCGAAAAAUGCCUGAUGGAUGAGAUUGUUAGGAAAAGUGGAAUAAGCUAUCGCAGUCUGGACUCCGCUUUUAACAUUUUGACAAAGGUGGAUUCUUUGGUCAAUGAAACAGCUCUAGGAAUUCGGAGCAAAGUAUUUUGGGAAUGUGCAUUGCAUGGUUUUCCUUCUGAUCUUCGGACGCCAAGUGCCAUUCUUCUCUCUUGUGGUAUCAGCAUAAGGGCUAUUAUUACGGUUUUAGAUAAGUUGCUUGGACUUGAAAGUUUGAGCGGGAAAAUUAUCUUGGAAUCUGAGGUUCACCAACAGCUUCUUAGUUCUGUGAUGAUGGUGAAGUUUGAUCGGAUUUUUGAGAGCCUUGCUGGAAGAUGUGACACAGUUCUUGGUAACCUUAAUCCUGAUUUUGCCUUAUCAGAUGGUAGUGAUUUGUUUCUGCUGACAUACAUGGGGAGCUUUUUGAAGCACCAGAAUGCAUCAGAAUCAAGCGACAGUAGCGUACUUGAAUGGCUAAUCACCAGGACCAUUGAUAUUGCUGAAUGCUUGAGGAGACAACCAAGAAAUGUUGAGUUCUUUCUUGGCACAUCAGAUGGAGUGGGACUUGUCAAGCAGUUUAAUUGGUUGAAGUUUGGUGACUUUUUAGUUCUGCUUGAUUCGUUGGACAACUGUUCUUCUGAUGCAGUUAAUGUGAAGGUCCUCAAUUUCUUCGUGGAUCUCUUAUCUGGAGAAUCUUCUUCUGAGCUCAGACAAAGGAUACAGACCAAGUUCCUUGAAAUGGAUUCUGUUUGUUUGUCCAGAUGGUUAGAAAAGCGACUACUUGGUUCUGUUGUGGAGAUAUCUGGAGGGACACGAUGUGGAAAAGGAAGUUCUGUUUCUCUACGAGAAUCAACAACAAGUUUCAUUUUGUCUCUCGUGUCCUCAUAUUGUGAAUUGUCUUCAAAAUGUCUGCACCAUCAUUUGUUUGAAUCCUUGCUCAAUUUACUUGAUACCGCAUUCUCGCUAUUUGAUGUUCAUAUUGCCAAGUCCUUUUUCCAAGUGGUUAUUCAACUGUGCAGAGGAGAGCAAUCGAUGAAGUUGCUUCUUGAGACGACAAUAUUGUUGAUGGACAAGUUGGCUGGUAACGAUUGUCUGCUUCCCGGGCUGAGAUUUCUUUUUGGCUUUCUUGAAACUGUUUUAAGUGAUUGUGGAUCCUGUAAGAAUCCUCUUGAGAAAUCUGCAGAAAAUUCUUUUCAUCUUAGCAGUAUUGGUGAGGCUUCAGCCCUUUUGAAGGCAAUAGGAUCGAGAAAAAAUGCUGAUGCCGUGGUCCUUUCCACAAAUCAGGAAAGGAGUAGUCCUGCAAUAGAGUGUGAUGCAGCCUCUCUUGAUGAAGAUGAGGAUGAUGGUACAUCUGAUGGCGAGGUAGCUAGUGUGGAUAAAGAUGAUGAGGAUGAUAUCAAUAGUGAAAGAGCUCUUGCCUCAAAAGUAUGUACAUUUACAUCCAGUGGCAGCAACUUUAUGGAACAACACUGGUAUUUUUGUUAUACUUGUGACUUGACAGUGUCAAAAGGCUGUUGCUCUGUGUGUGCGAAAGUUUGUCACCAUGGUCACCGGGUUGUCUAUUCUCGGUCUAGUAGAUUCUUUUGUGAUUGUGGAGCUGGUGGUGUUAGGGGUAGCAAUUGUCAAUGCUUGAAGCCUCGAAAAUUUACACCACAUGACAGUGGACCAGUAUGUAGUACAGGGCACUAUCAGUCCUUCUUGCCCUUCACUGAUGCUACAGAUCAGUUGCCAGAGACAGAUUCUGAUCUAGAAGAGGAUUUGGCAGUGGACGCAGAUAGUCCUGUUAGGUGGUCUAUUCCAAGAGAGAUUCAGGAUAAGAUCCCACUUCUUAUUGAAGAACUUAAUUUGGAGUCCAAAGUAUUACAGCUUUGCUCUUCAUUGUUGCCUUCUAUAACGGCUAAAAGAGAAUAUGAACUCUCAAAGGAUAAGAAAAUCAUUCUCGGUAAGGACAAGGUGCUUUCCUUCGGAGUUGAGCUGUUGCAGUUGAAAAAGGCUUAUAAAAGUGGAUCGCUGGACCUAAAGAUAAAGGCAGACUAUUCAAAUACGAAGGAUCUUAGAUCACACUUGGCUACUGGUUCUCUUGUGAAGUCUCUGCUCAGUGUCAGUAAUCGAGGCAGACUUGCUGUUGGAGAAGGUGAUAAAGUCUCCAUAUUUGAUGUUGGUCAGCUUAUCGGACAAGCCACUGUUGCCCCGAUAACAGCAGACAAAACCAAUGUCAAGCCCCUUUCAAGAAAUGUUGUCCGUUUUGAGAUUGUACAACUUACCUUCAAUUUAGUCACUGAAAAUUAUCUUGCUGUGGCUGGGUAUGAAGACUGCCAGGUCCUCACUUUGAAUCCUCGUGGAGAGGUGACGGAUAGACUUGCCAUUGAACUUGCUCUUCAGGGUGCUUAUAUUAGACGGAUUGAGUGGGUUCCUGGUUCCCAAGUCAAGUUAAUGGUGGUGACUAAUAGAUUCAUCAAAAUGUAUGAUCUCUCUCAGGACAACAUCAGUCCUCUGCACUACUUCACACUGGCUGAUGACAUGAUUGUUGAUGCUACACUUUUGAUGGCUUCUCAAGGGAGAAUGUUUCUGGUCGUUCUUUCUGAGAAAGGAAGGUUGUUCAGGCUAGAAGUGCCUGUGGAAGGAAAUAUAGGAGCAACACCAUUGAAAGAAAUUGUUCAGAUCGAGGAUCGUGUAAUCGAUGCAAAGGGCUUAUCUCUGUACUACUCUUCUACCUACAGAUUACUACUAAUAUCCUAUCACGAUGGUACUACUUUGAUGGGUCGUCUAAGUCCUGAUGCAUCAUGUCUUUCUGAGACAUCUUCCGUGUAUGAAGAGGGACAGGAUGGCAGGAUGCUACCAGCUAGUUUGCAUCGCUGGACAGAAUUAUUGAGUGGUAGUGGUUUGUUCGCUUGCUUCUCGUCCAUGAAAUCGAAUUCUUCACUUGUUGUCGCCAUGGAAGCUGAUGCCCUUAAUGCACAGAGCUUGAGGCAUGCUGUCAGUGCGGCCUCAAAUUUAGUCGGUUUAGCUGCAUACAAGCCUUUGUCCAAGGACAAGAUCCAUUGUCUUGUUUUACAGGAUGAUGGAAGCCUUCAGAUAUAUGUACACUCACCAGGUGGAAAUGAUAGUGAUGGAAGUGUUGCAGCUGAGCAAGUAAAGAAGUUAGGUUCUGGAAUCCUUAACAGUAAAGUGUAUGCUGGUGUGAAGCCUGAAUUUCCUCUCGACUUCUUUGAGAAGACAGUUCUGAUCACUUCUGAUGUGAAACUGGGAGGUGAUGCAAUCAGAAAUGGUGAUUCUGAAGGAGCAAAACAGAGCUUGGGAUCAGAGGAUGGCUUUCUGGAGGGCCCUAGUCCUGCAGGCUUUAAGAUAUCUGUCUCCAAUCCAAACCCUGAUAUUGUGAUGGUUGGUAUUCGUGUCCAAGUGGGGAACACAUCUGCAAAUCACAUACCUUCUGAGAUUGGCAUCUUUCAGAGGGUUGUCAAGUUAGAUGAAGGCUUGCGUUCGUGGUAUGAUAUACCAUUCACUGUUGCAGAAUCUCUCCUUGCUGAUGAAGAAUUCAUCGUCACUGUGGGGCCAACUUUCAAUGGCACUGCACUACCUAGAAUUGACAGCUCUUGAAGUUUAUGGGCGAGCAAAAGAUGAAUUUGGUUGGAAAGAGAAGAUGGAUGCAGUUUUGGGUAUGGAAGCCCGUGUGCUGGGUUCGAAGUCGUCGCUUUCUGGGUCGGGUAAAAAAUCUAGGUCUGUGCAGUCUGCUUCCAUCCAGGAGCAGGUUAUAGCCGAUGGACUAAAGCUUCUAUCUAAAUUAUAUUCGUCAUCCCGGAGGGUAGAAGAUCAUGGUAAACUAGAGCUUCCUGAAUUGAAGUGCAAGAUGCUGUUGGAAAGCAUAUUUGAGAGUGAAAGAGAACCACUACUACAAGCUUCUGCUUGUCGUGUCCUGCAGGCAAUUUUCCCCAAGAAAGAGAGAUAUUACCAAGUUAAGGAUACAAUACGUCUCCAAGGAGUUGUUAAAUCAACUUCUAUUCUUUUAUCAAGACUAGGAGUUGGCGGAAUGACAGGAGGGUGGAUUAUUGAGGAGUUCACUGCUCAGAUGCGUGCCGUAUCUAAGAUAGCAUUGCACCGCCAUUCAAAUCUAGCCAAUUUUCUGGAGAUGAAUGGCGCAGAGGUGGUGGAUGGUUUGAUGCAAGUAUUGUGGGGGAUUUUGGACUUGGAGCAGCCUGACACUCAGACAAUGAACAAUAUCGUUAUUUGUGCUGUGGAGCUUGUAUAUUGCUAUGCUGAAUGUUUAGCUUCACACGGGAAGGAUGCAGGGAAGAGCUCCGUUGCCCCUGCUGUUGCUGUACUGAAGAAGCUUUUAUUCUACCCCAAUGAGGCGGUGCAAACGUCGAGCAGCCUGGCGAUAUCUUCAAGAUUGCUUCAAGUACCUUUCCCAAAACAAACUAUGUUAUCAACAGAUGAUGGUGCAGAAAAUGCUGUUUCUGCAUCUGGGCCAGGUGAUACAACAGGCAAUGGGAACACACAAGUCAUGAUUGAAGAAGAUACUAUCACCUCAUCGGUUCAGUAUUGUUGUGAUGGUUGUUCAACUGUCCCUAUACUUAGGCGGAGAUGGCAUUGCACAAUCUGCCCUGAUUUUGACUUGUGUGAAGCUUGUUAUCAAGUAUUGGAUGUUGAUCGUCUCCCCCCGCCCCAUUCCAGGGAUCAUCCUAUGACUGCUAUUCCAAUUGAAGUGGAAUCAUUGGGAGGAGAUGGUAAUGAGAUUCACUUCUCAAGUGAGGAUGUAAAUGAUUCUAACUUGAUGCGUGUCACAUCUGACAUUGGCCUACCGAGUUCCGCUCCUUCAAUUCAUGUUCUGGAGCCCAAUGAGUCUGGAGAAUUUUCUGCUUCGAUGACAGAUAUUGUCUCCAUUUCUGCUUCGAAACGGGCUGUGAACUCCUUGCUUCUUUCUGAACUGCUUAAACAGUUGGGUGGAUGGAUGCACACAACUUCUGGUGUUCGGGCUAUCCCUGUUAUGCAACUCUUCUACAGGCUAUCAUCUGCUGUGGGUGGGCCAUUUAUAGAUGGUUCACAGCCCGACACCCUUGCCCUAGAGAAGUUGAUCAAGUGGUUUUUAGACGAGAUAAAUCUUGAUCAACCUUUUGCAGCUAGAACACGUUCAUCCUUUGGAGAGGUUGUGAUUCUUGUCUUCAUGUUUCUUACUUUGAUGCUUCGAAAUUGGCACCAGCCUGGUACUGAUGGUUCUGUGAAAUCAAGUGGGACUGUUGAGAAACAUGAUAAGAGUAUUAGUCCGGUCAUUUCUGUUACUUUACAAUCUACCUUGGACGGUCAAGAGAAGAAUGAUUUUGCAUCCCAGCUGAUUCGAGCAUGCAGCUCUUUGAGAAAUCAAGCUUUUGUGAACUAUUUGAUGGAUAUCUUGCAGCAGUUAAUGCAGGUUUUCAAGUCCUCUAGUGGGAAUUUGGAGAGCUCUGUCUCAAACAAUGGUUCGGGAUGUGGGGCUCUAUUAACUGUCCGGAGAGAUUUACCAGCUGGCAACUUUUCCCCAUUCUUUUCUGAUUCAUAUGCUAAAGCGCAUCGUGGUGAUAUUUUUAUGGAUUACCAUAGGUUAUUACUAGAGAAUGCGUUCAGGCUGGUGUAUACAUUGGUCAGACCGGAGAAGCAAGACAAGACAGGUGAUAGAGAGAAGGUUUACAAGGCCUCUUCUGGUAAGGAUCUGAAGCUAGAUGGAUAUCAGGAUGUCCUCUGCAGCUAUAUUAACAAUCCUCACACCACGUUUGUUAGAAGACAUGCAAGGAGGCUAUUUCUGCAUAUUUGUGGAAGUAAAACUCACUAUUACAGUGUCCGAGAUUCAUGGCAAUUCUCAAGCGAAGUGAAGGAACUUUACAAGCAUAUCAAUAAAUCUGGUUCACUUCAAAAUCCAGUCCCGUACGAGAGGAGUGUAAAGACAGUUAAAUGCUUAUCUACAAUGGCUGAGGUGGCUGCAGCGCGGCCACGAAAUUGGCAGAAGUACUGUUUGAGGCAUGGAGAUGUAUUACCCUUUCUUAUGGGUGCAAUAUUCUAUUUCAGUGAGGAGUCUGUUGUUCAGACUCUAAGACUUCUCAAUCUAGCAUUCUAUUGUGGAAAGGAAAUGAGCCACUCCUUGCAGAAAGUUGAAGGUGGGGACCCUGUUUCAAGCUCGAGUAAAUCUGGGUCACAGUCUGGAGAUUCAAAGAAGAAGAAAAAGGGUGAAGAUGGAAAUGAAUCUAGUUCGGAGAAGUCAUAUUUGGAUAUGGAGGCAGCAGUAGAUAUCUUUACUGACAAGGAUGGUGACACUCUGAGGCAAUUUGUUGAUUGUUUUUUACUGGAGUGGAAUUCAAGCUCUGUGCGUGCAGAAGCCAAGUGUGUUCUUUAUGGUACCUGGCAUCACGGGAAGCAUUCCUUCAAGGAAAUGAUGUUAGUGGCCCUCUUGCAGAAAGUGAAGAACUUGCCUGUAUAUGGUCAGAAUAUUGUUGAGUUCACUGAACUAGUCAUCUGGUUAUUGGGGAAGAGUCCAGAUAAUAGUUCGAAGCAGCAGAGCACUGAUCUUCUCGAUCGUUGCUUGACUAAUGAGGUUAUUAGGGGUAUCUUUGAUACUCUUCACUCACAGAAUGAGCUUAUAGCUAAUCAUCCAAAUUCUCGUAUAUACAAUACUUUGAGUGGCCUUGUUGAAUUUGAUGGUUACUACCUUGAAAGUGAGCCUUGUGUUGCAUGCAGCUCUCCUGAAGUGCCCUACAGUCGGAUGAAACUAGAAAGCUUGAAGUCUGAAACAAAGUUUACAGAUAACCGCAUCAUUGUAAAGUGCACUGGGAGUUACACCAUCCAGUCUGUUACAAUGAAUGUCCAUGAUGCGCGCAAAUCUAAGUCUGUGAAAAUCUUGAACUUGUAUUACAACAACAGGCCUGUAGCUGAUUUAUCUGAGUUGAAGAACAAUUGGUCGUUGUGGAAACGAGCAAAAAGUUGCCAUCUUGCUUUUAACCAAACAGAGCUGAAAGUGGAGUUUCCUAUUCCAAUCACUGCCUGCAACUUCAUGAUUGAACUGGAUUCAUUCUAUGAAAAUCUUCAGGCUCUAUCCCUGGAGCCAUUGCAGUGCCCACGGUGUAGUCGGCCUGUGACUGAUAAGCAUGGGAUCUGUAGCAACUGCCAUGAGAAUGCAUAUCAGUGUAGGCAAUGCCGCAACAUAAAUUAUGAAAAUCUGGAUUCUUUCUUGUGUAAUGAAUGUGGGUAUAGCAAAUAUGGCCGGUUUGAGUUCAACUUCAUGGCAAAGCCGAGUUUCACAUUUGAUGAUAUGGAGAAUGAUGAAGAUAUGAAGAGGGGUUUGGUAGCUAUUGAGUCGGAGUCGGAAAAUGCUCAUAGGAGAUACCAGCAACUUCUGGGUUUCAAGAAGCCCCUUCUUAAGAUUGUAUCGAGUAUAGGGGAGAAUGAAAUGGAUUCGCAGCAGAAAGAUUCCGUUCAGCAAAUGAUGGUUUCUCUACCUGGACCUUCGUGCAAAGUGAACCGGAAGAUUGCUCUUCUUGGUGUCUUGUAUGGGGAAAAAUGUAAGGCUGCUUUUGAUUCUGUCAGCAAAAGUGUCCAGACACUGCAGGGACUCCGCCGUGUUCUGAUGAGUUAUCUGCACCAGAAGCGUUCCGAUGAUUCUGUUGCUGCCUCUAGAUUUGUUGCGUCCAGGUGUCCUAAUAACUGUUAUGGCUGUGCAACCACUUUCAUCACGCAAUGUUUGGAGAUGCUGCAAGUUCUAUCAAAACAUUCUAGUUCGAAAAAACAACUUGUAACAGCUGGCAUCUUAUCAGAGUUGUUUGAAAACAAUAUUCACCAGGGUCCAAAAACUGCACGGGUCCUGGCAAGGUCUGUUCUAUGUGCUUUCUCAGAAGGUGAUGUUGGUGCAGUGAUUGAGUUGAACAGUUUAAUACAGAAAAAAGUUAUGUACUGCCUCGAACAUCACAGGUCCAUGGACAUUGCUGUGGCCACUCGGGAGGAGAUGAUGUUACUAUCAGAAGUGUGUUCCCUAGCAGAUGAAUUCUGGGAGUCACGGCUGCGCAUUGUCUUCCAGCUUUUAUUUUCAUCCAUCAAGUUGGGGGCUAAACAUCCUGCAAUAGCUGAGCAUAUCAUUCUUCCUUGUCUAAGGAUUAUCUCCCAGGCUUGCACCCCUCCUAAAGCUGAUAAAACAGAAAAAGAGCAAGCCAGUAUAAAGCCCAUCUCUACAUCACGGUUGAAGGAAGAUAUUAGCUUUAGUACAUCUUUCAGUGGUAAGUCAUUAGAAAUGCCCAAGAAAGAUCGGUCAGGUUCUAAUAAGACACAAGAUAUUCAGCUGUUGAGUUAUUCAGAAUGGGAAAAAGGAGCUUCAUACCUUGAUUUUGUGAGAAGGCAGUACAAGGUGUCUCAGCCAGUUAAAGGUCAUAGAUCUCGGCCACAGAGACAUGAAUACUUGGCCCUCAAAUAUUUGCUUCGAUGGAAGCGACGUGCUAGUAAGACAGCAAAGGGUGGCUUGUCUACUUUUGAGCUAGGGUCUUGGGUGACGGAACUUGUUCUUAGUGCCUGUUCUCAGUCCAUCCGGUCAGAGAUGUGCCUGCUGAUUAAUUUACUUUGUGCCCAAAGCUCAUCAAGACGGUUCCGGUUGUUGAAUCUGCUCAUGGCAUUGUUACCAGCAACUCUUGCAUCUGGUGAAAGUGCUACUGAAUACUUUGAAUUGCUUUUCAAGAUGACCGAUUCCGAAGAUGCUCUUCUGUUCUUGACGGUACAGGGGUGCCUCAGUACAAUCUGCAAAUUGAUUACUCAGGAAGUGGGUAAUGUUCAUUCCUUGGAAAGGAGUUUGCAUGUGGAUAUUUCACAGGGAUUCAUCCUUCACAAGCUUAUAGAGCUCCUUGGAAAAUUCUUAGAGGUUCCAAAUAUAAGAUCCAGAUUUAUGCGUAACAAUUUGUUGCCGGAUAUCCUUGAGGCUCUUAUUGUAAUUAGAGGUUUGGUAGUACAAAAGACGAAGUUGAUAAGUGAUUGCAAUCGUCUUCUGAAAGACCUUCUUGAUGGACUUCUACUUGAAAGCAGUGAAAAUAAGAGACAGUUCAUUCGAGCCUGUGUCAGUGGCCUGCGAAUCCAUGCUAAGGAAAGGAAAGCCCGCACAUGUCAGUUUAUACUUGAGCAGCUUUGCAACUUGAUCUGUCCCUCAAAGCCAGAGUCGGUCUAUUUAUUGGUUCUAAACAAAGCUCACACACAAGAAGAGUUUAUGAGAGGAUCCAUGACUAAGAAUCCCUACUCUAGUGCUGAGAUUGGCCCUCUCAUGCGUGAUGUUAAAAAUAAGAUCUGCCAGCAAUUGGAUCUGCUUGGACUCAUCGAAGAUGACUAUGGAAUGGAGCUAUUGGUUGCUGGAAAUAUCAUUUCUCUUGAUUUAAGCAUUUCUCAAGUAUAUGAGCAGGUGUGGAAGAAAUCAAACAGUCAAUCAUCAAAUUCCAUGAUCAAUAACACCCUGCUAUCCUCGAGUGCUGCUUCGGCUAGAGACUGCCCACCUAUGACAGUGACCUACCGUCUUCAGGGAUUGGAUGGUGAAGCCACUGAGCCCAUGAUAAAAGAGUUAGAGGAGGAUAGAGAGGAAUCACAAGAUCCAGAGGUGGAAUUUGCCAUAGCUGGUGCAGUUCGUGAGUGUGGUGGCUUGGAGAUCUUGUUGGGAAUGAUCCAGCAGCCACUGCAAGAUGAUUUCAAGUCAAACCAUGAGCAGUUGGUUGCAGUUCUAGAUCUCCUCAUGCACUGCUGUAGGAUAAGGGAGAACAGACGUGCCUUAUUAAAGCUUGGAGCUUUAGGCCUUCUUCUUGAAACAGCAAGGCGUGCUUUCUCUGUGGAUGCUAUGGAGCCAGCAGAAGGCAUCCUUCUGAUUGUAGAAAGUCUGACUCUGGAGGCUAAUGAGAGUGAUAACAUUAGCAUUACACAGAGUGCCCUUACUGUUAGCAACGAGAAAACGGGCACGGGAGAAGAGGCAAAGAAAAUAGUUCUCAUGUUUCUGGAAAGAUUGUGCCACCCUUCUUCGGGCCUCAAGAAAUCAAACAAACAACAGAGGAACACUGAGAUGGUUGCUAGAAUCUUGCCCUAUCUAACUUAUGGAGAACCUGCUGCGAUGGAAGCACUUGUUGAGCACUUCAACCCGUACUUGCAAGACUGGAAGGAAUUCGACAACUUGCAAAAAGAGCAUGAAGAUAAUCCAAAGGACGAUGUCAUCACUGAGAAGGCAGCCAAGCAGAGGUUCACCAUAGAAAACUUUGUUCGGGUGUCAGAAUCGCUGAAGACGAGUUCUUGUGGGGAACGGUUGAAAGACAUCAUUGUGGAGAAGGGAAUUACAGAUACUGCUGUUAGGCAUUUGAGGGAAAGCUUCGCUGUAGCAGGUCAGGCUGGUUUCAAAUCUACUGCAGAGUGGGCAUUGGGUCUAAAACUGCCAUCUGUUCCUCUUAUACUGUCUAUGCUGAGGGGAUUGUCAAUGGGGCAUUUCGCAACCCAAAGGUGCAUCGAUGAGGGACGGAUCUUACCACUGCUCCACACUCUAGAAGGAGUGUCUGGGGAAAACGAGAUUGGGGCCAGGGCUGAGAACUUAUUGGAUACACUGUCUAAUAAGGAGGGGAAAGGCGAUGGCUUCUUAGAAGAAAAGGUGCAUGAGUUGCGUCGUGCCACCAAGGAUGAGAUGAGGCGCCGAGCUCUGAGAAAGAGAGAGGAAUUGCUUCAGGGGCUUGGAAUGAGGCAAGAACUGUCUUCAGACGGUGGCGAGAGAAUAGUUGUCGCAAGGCCUAACCUAGAAGGUCUGGAAGACGUGGAGGAAGAAGCAGAUGGCUUGGCAUGCAUGGUAUGUCGAGAAGGCUACAGCUUGAGACCGAGCGACUUGCUGGGCGUUUACACAUUCAGCAAGAGGGUGAAUCUUGGUGCUGGGACUUCAGGAAGUGCUCGUGGCGAAUGUGUUUACACUACUGUCAGUUAUUUCAACAUCAUUCAUUUCCAGUGCCAUCAGGAAGCGAAAAGGGCAGAUGCUGCAUUGAAAAAUCCCAAGAAAGAGUGGGAGGGAGCUACACUCAGAAACAAUGAGUCCCUCUGCAACUCCUUGUUCCCGAUUAGAGGUCCACUUGUCCCAUUAUCGCAGUAUGCCCGUUACGUGGACCAGUUCUGGGACAACCUUAAUGCCCUUGGACGAGCUGAUGGGAGCCGGCUUCGACUAUUAACUUACGAUGUUGUGCUGAUGCUUGCCCGAUUCGCAACUGGAGCAUCUUUCAGUGCAGAAAGCAGGGGUGGAGGGAGGGAAAGCAACUCGCGUUUCCUACCUUUCAUGGUCCAAAUGGCGCAUUACCUCUUCGAACAAGGAAGCUCAUCCCAGCGUCGGAACCUGGCAAAAACCAUCUCGUCAUAUAUAGCUUCCUCUCCUUCAGACUCCAAAUCCUCUGUUCUUGCAGCAGCACAUCCUGUCAUGGGAACAGAAGAGACCGUGCAGUUCAUGAUGGUCAACUCCCUCCUCUCGGAAUCCUACGAGUCCUGGCUGCAACACCGCCGUGCCUUCUUGCAGCGUGGAAUAUACCACGCAUACAUGCAGCACACCCACGGGCGAUCAUCCACAUCCCGGACAUCGAAAGAAGCAAGUACCAGCGUAGCAUCGGGCCAAGACAAGCCCGACGAGCUGCUCUCCAUUGUUCGGCCGAUGCUGGUCUACACGGGGUUGAUAGAGCAGAUGCAACGGUUCUUCAAGGUGGUGAAGAAAGGGUCGACGAGUGGGCCAUCAGACAGAAGCGUAGAAGACAAUGACGAGAACAUGGAAGCUUGGGAGUUGGUGAUGAAAGAACGGCUGCUGAAAGUGAGUGAGAUGCUCGGGUUCUCGAAAGAGCUGGUGUCUUGGUUGGAGGAGAUGAACUCCGCCACCGAUUUGCAGGAGGCCUUCGACAUAAUCGGUGUCCUGCCCGACGUGUUGUCUGGUGGGAUAGUGAAAUGUGAAGAUUUUGUGCACGCUGCGAUUGAGGCGGGAAAGAACUGAGCUUGUGCCGACGAGGAGCAUCAACUGUGUUAGUCCGUUUGUUUGUUUGUUUGUUUGUCUGUAGUAAAUUCCAACUCCAGUCGCUGCUCAACCCGUCUAUGCCUUUGGGUAUGUUCUGUGCAUUCGAGCCGUGUCUGGUGUUAGGAAAAACCAAAGCACAUUUGCUCCUGUUGGCUAGUAAGAAAAUAUGGAUGCCUCUUUUCCCGCUAGUUCCCCUGUUUUUGGGCUUUACAAAAGAAUGCAUUUUUGUUGGUGCAACGCCAAUGGCAAUUACGUAUUUUCGGAGAAAGUGGCUACUGGCCGUAUCGUAUCCGGAAAGCAAAUUUAUUUUGAGAAAGAAAAAAAUAUAUAACGUUGUUAUCCUAGAAAAGGAAUGGGAAAGUAUAACAAAGCGAUCUUUCGGUGUGAUCUUCUUCUACUUCGAGGCUUCGACCAACCUCUCUCUCUCUCUCUCUCUCUCUCUCUCCACACCAACCCGUAGGCCAUAGCUGUCUCCAUCACUCCCAGCAGCUACUCAAGGCCAUCCACCUUCAUCUUGCCGACGCAACACCUCCACCGCCUCCUCAUCUACUCGCUCCGUCCCACUCCUCCUGCGCCGCUGCGCCGCUUCUGCCUGGCUGGCGGCGCCCUUUCCCACCACUGUUGUUAGGAAAAAGUAAGUCCAUUGUGGUCUGAGGGUGUCUGCUUGAGAGAGCUUUGGUGUUUAUCAUUACAAUGGUGGAUCUUGCGUGUCUCGUGUACAGCUUGUAAGCCAUAGAAAAGGAAAGGAUCACUUGUUCAGAAAAUUAUUUCUCCCAUGGAUAUAAAAGGAGCUUAUGAUGUUGAGCACAUGAGUUUAAAAUCCGGAAUGGAGCAUGAAUCAUGGCCUCUUGAUGAGAUUGAUCCAAAGAAGGCAAAAUUUCCAUGUUGUCUGGUUUGGACUCCAUUCCCUGUCGUCUCAUGGUUGGCACCUUUUAUGGGGCAUGUCGGCAUUUGCAGGGAGGAUGGAGCUAUUUUAGAUUUCUCAGGCUCUAAUUUUGUGAGCGUUGACAAUUUUGCAUAUGGUGCUGCUGCCAGAUACCUUCAGCUAGAUCGAGACCAGUGUUGCUUCCCGAGGAACCGUGCUGGCCACACAUGCAAGCAUGGCUUUAUGCACACAGAGUACGGGACUGCAAUUACUUGGGACGACGCCUUACGUGCAAGCAUGUCUUCCUACGAGACCAAGACCUACAACAUCUUCACAUGCAAUUGCCUUUCCUUUGUUGCAAACUGCUUGAAUAGGGCCUGCUAUGCUGGAUCGAUGGACUGGAACAUGCUACGCGUUGCUGCCCUCAUUCUGUUCAAGGGCCACUGGAUCGACUGGAAAUCGAUCGUCAGAUCGUUCCUCCCAUUCGUGGUUGUGCUCUGCUUGGGUGUAUUGCUGGUGGGGUGGCCUUUUCUACUGGGUCUGCUCUCCUUUUUCCUCCUGCUCAUUGCGUGGUAUGUGAUUUGUACAUUUUGUGUAAAGAACGUUUUGGAGUGCUAGUGGAUGUUGUAAGUGGCUGCAAAGUUCAUAUUGGAUUAAGAUCGGUUUGGCUGAUCUUGCUCAACUUGCUUCAGGGAAUCAGGAUAAUAUUAUUAGGACUGAAACAGCCGCCAAAUGGAUGAAGCUGCGCUUUAAAAGUCUAGUCUCUGUUUUGGACGAAUUAACCAGUGGAGGAGGAAAAAACGAUUACGGUUUUGCCAGAAUAAUGGAGAACAGUGAUCAAUCUCAAUCCCUGAAACUCCUCCACCAUUUCCAAGUCUCUCCUUCCCCGCCACCGUCCGCCGUCUCCAAUCUUCCGCUCACUUUCCUCGACUACCCAUGGCUGCUCUGUCGCCCGAUGCAGCGCCUCUUCUUCUACGAUUCCCCGCUCUCAACUCAUCAAUUCACCCAGACCAUCCUCCCUCACCUCAAGACCUCCCUCUCCGCCGCCCUCCACCACUUCCUCCCUCUCGCCGGCCACCUAAUCUCCCCUGCGCCGCCUCAACGCCCUUACCUCCGCUUUUCAGACGGAGACUCUGUCCCCCUCACGGUGGCAGAGUCAGCAGGCGACUUUGACCAGAUAAUCACCAACGACCGUCCAAGAGACGCCAGGGAGCUGCGCCCUUUCGUCCCUGAGAUGCCGGAUUCUACCAUGGAGCCGGACGGCACGAAAUUGGUGCCGCUAUUGGCCAUUCGAAUCACUCUGUUUCCGGGGAAAGGCCUCUGCAUCGGCUGCCAGUUCGCCCACGUGGCCACCGACGGGAUGGGUUUCCACCACUUCGUCAAAUUCUGGGCUUCUCUGUUUAGGUCGUUGAAAUCAGGGGUGAAAGAGGACAAGAAGAAUACUUCUACUUCUGCUGUUCCAUCGCCGGCGAGAGACAGGGAAGUGAUCAGGGUUGCUUACCCGAUUCUUGAAUCGGUUCUAUUGAACCAGUGGUUCGAGUUCGGAUCAUCGUGGGAUUUCGAUUCGGGUCCGACCCAUUACCGAGACCUCUCCGAUAAGGUCCGAUCUACCUUCGUGAUUACCCGUACGAACAUCGAGAGGAUGAAGCUCUGGGUACGGGGGAAAAAUCCGACGACGUUUCGCCUCUCUGCUUUCGUGGUGAGCUCUGCUUUCAUCUGGGCCAAUCUUGUCAAAUCCCAGGCCGUCGGAGACUCAUCGGUCGGCCCCGACGCUUUGUACCACCUCAGCUUUGUCGCCGAUUGCCGGCAACGGCUCCAGAUCGGGUUGUCCCCUUGGUACUUGGGGAAUUGCCUGGGGAUUUACUACGUUUCGAUGAAGAAAAGCGAUGCGGUGGGGGAGAAUGGAUUCGCCGUAGCGGCCGAAGCGAUCGGGAGGAAAGUGGAGGAGCUGGAGAGCGGCGGCGGGCUGUUGAGAGGGGCGGAGAGGUGGGCGCCGGAGUGGAAGGAGCUGUCGGAGGAAGGGCGGCUGAUUGCGAUUGCCGGGUCGCCGAGAUUGAAGGCGUACGAGACGGAUUUCGGGUGGGGGAAGCCGAGGAAGAGCGAGGUGGUUCAGGUCGACAGUUCGGCGUCGGUGGCUCUGUGUGAGAGCCGCGACGGCGGCGGUGGAGUUGAGGUUGGAGUGGCCAUGGCGAGGAGUAAGAUGGAGGUUUUUAGUGGCUUGUUUCACUAUUUCCUGGGUCAAAUUUGAAUGAAAUUUUCCGGCUUAAAGGUCGAUGAUUUCGAUUGUACCGUAUCAAUUUCACCAGUAAUCCCCAGAAAAGCUUCCUCCAGCCGUUUCCGUUCUCCCCUUGUUUGUGUGCUUAUCAGAAGCUUUUAGUUCUUGUCCAUUUUGAUUUGUCUUUUGCCGAACCACCACCGCCAGGGAAAAAACGUCCGAUCACCCUAGACCAUGGCGUCGAAACAAAUACGAACUCUCGCCCGGCGGUCGCAUCAACGACCGCGAUCUUCCCCUCGCCGCCGCUCUAUCCGCCAUCCGAUCCUCUUCCUCCUCCGCGCUCGCCGAGUCAGUGAAGUCGGAGGUCAAGCAGCUGGACAACGACAUCAAAAUUGAUCUUCGUCAGGAGAGUUAUCCAUGUUGAUAAAUAUUUUUGUCGCCGCCCCUGCAUGUCAAUUCAAAAGAGAUCUCCUUGCGAUCUUGAUGUGGGAACACAACGUUUUUUUGUUUUGCCUAGUGAGUAGUGACUACUUUCCCUCCAGCGAGGCCAAUUUACACGUCUCCAUUCCUUUGAUUGGCAUUAAGGGGUCGUUUGCUUCAUGGAUUUAAAAAUGAGGGUUUUGUAAUUUAAAACCCAAG